AUGGCUCCUCCUCUCCCCUCGCCGUCGCUGGUCUCCACCACCCCGAUCCCGACGCUCCGCAUCGUCUCGCCGGUGCCGUCUUCCCGCUGGUGCCGCCGUGCCGGGCCGUUGGCCUCCGCUGGGCUGGGGGGAGCCGCGCGCAGAGACCGGCGCCGGAGCCGGAGCACGCGGGGACGGAGGGGCAUGAGGAUCCGUGCCUACACGGCGGAAGCUGAACACGGGAGGUGGCAGGAGGAUGUGGCCGACGAUUUCUACUCUGUUCUUGGCGUCAUGCCAGAUGCAACCUCCGAGGAAAUCAAGAAAGCCUACUACAGCUGCAUGAAAACGUGCCAUCCAGACCUCAGUGGAGGCGAAGAUCCUGAAGUGACCAACUUCUCCAUGUUCAUCAACGAGGUUUACACGGUGCUGAGCGAUCCGGUGCAGCGUGCGGUGUAUGAUGAGAUCCAUGGGUACACGGCAACGGCGACCAACCCUUUCUUUGAUGACAGUGCAGUCAAGGAUCGCGUGUUCGUCGAUGAGUUUACCUGUAUAGGAUGCAGAAUUUGCGCCAACGUGUGCCCCAGUGUCUUUGAAAUUGAGGACGAAUUUGGGAGGGCAAGAGUCUGCUCCCAGAGGGGUAACCCGGAGCUCAUUCAGGAUGCCAUUAAUAGUUGCCCAGUUGACUGUAUUCACUGGACUUCUGCUGCACAACUUUCACUCCUUGAGAGUGAAACACGAAGAAUAGAAAGGGUCAAUGUUGGGCUGAUGAAUGCUGGGAUGGGAGUUUCAGUCAACGUCUUUCGAAUGGCAAGUGCGAGUUGGGAAAAGCGACAAGCAAAAGUCUUGGAAAAAAUCAGAACACGGAUGAUGGACCAAAAUAAUUCAGACACGACUAGCCCUUGGAGUGAUAUCUGGGGUUCUCCAACGCGAUACCAAAACACUGAAGAUGAAGAAGCAUCAGAGAGAGCGAACAGAGCGGCAGCAGCUGCUAGGCGAUGGAGAGAAUACUCAAGGAAAGGUGCCGACAGGCCUCCAAGAUACAAACUUCCAGAUGCAGUAGGCAAGAAAGAGUAG
Messenger RNA from Triticum turgidum subsp. durum (durum wheat), 1053 nucleotides. NCBI's taxonomy places the organism in Eukaryota, Viridiplantae, Streptophyta, Magnoliopsida, Poales, Poaceae. The record is from the annotation of a GenBank genome assembly.